CAUCAAAUUGGUUGUUUAAAAAUGUUUAGAUUACCGUCGGUUGUUUUCAUAUUCACCAAAGUUGCUUCGGUGGCCUGUUUUUGCAACAUCACAUACAAUUCAUCCGAUGUAGUUGUGACUUGUAAUACAUUUUUUAAUGCGUCUGUUAUACCUAAAAAUGUUACAGUGCUGAAUUGCCACGUCAACAAGGUCGUCUGCAACCCAAGUGUGUUUUGUAACCGGGAUUUCGAAAAAAUGCGCGCCAUCAACAUUUCACACAACAACUUGGAAAAUAUACCAAUGGGUUGCUUUUCAUCGUUUUCAAAUUUAGAAUGGUUAACAAUAUCAAACAAUGCAAAACUGGGUUUACAUAACUUGUUUCAUGCAGCCUACGGAAUCGACAGGACCAAAAUUAAACAUAUUUUUGCAAGCAAUAUCAACCGCGUUCAGGUUACUAUUCCAUUUCCGAGGAAUAUUUCAACAUUGCUUACAAAGACUUCACUCCAAACUUUUCAUAUUGCAUACAACGAUAUUAAGACUAUGGAACAAGGUGGCAUCUACUUCUGGCCAAGGACAUUGCUAGAACUAUCUGUUCGCGGAAACCGAUUUGAUUUAGAUUACUAUAUGUUAGAAAUUGUCAACCUCAACAAGUUACGGAAACUUGACUUUAGUGAGCAAUGUUCAACGCGUAGAUACUUUUAUGGAAUACGACGACACACUUAUUUGGAGAUAGAUAUGAACAACAAAACCGGCCAUUACUGCAAAGAUAUAACUGUAGGAUACCUAGUUCAUGUGACUUCAUUAAGUCUUAAAACCUUAAUCGCAACAGGCAUGGUAUGGGGGACUCCUUGCAUUCCGCGUUUGAACAUUGCAAAUCACAGUCAACUAGAACACAUAGACUUUUCCAGGGGUGAAUAUUAUGAGUGGAUAGGUCCCAUUGAUGUUAAUCCUCAAUUCAACAGCAUAAAAACAUUUGACUUAUCACACAGCCAAUGCCGUUUUAUCAAGAAUGGUUUUUUCAAGAACUUAACACAGCUUACAACACUAAACAUCAGCUAUAAUUUACUUGGUCCUUUCAUGGCCACAAAUGAGGCAAAAAAAGUUUUCCAAGGGCUCAAAUCUUUAAAAUAUUUGAAGAUGACAAACAACUUUAUAAAUCAUCUCCACAAAAACCUGCUGAAGGAUAGCAUGUUUUUAGAGGAGCUUUACAUUGGCAGUAACGAGAUAGAGUCAUGGACUUUAGAUAUAAGUCAUCUGAAGUUUUUAACUUUAAUUGAUUGUUCCGGCAAUAAACUCGCAACUCUUCCGAAAUCAGUCAGAGAUAGGCUGGACACAACAAGUCAAAACAAAACGGUAAAAGUGAAUCUUCUUCAUAAUAAGAUUUUAUGUUCUUGCGAAAACUUGGAUUUUCUAGAAUGGUUGUUUACAUCGAAGGUGGAUAUUUUAAAAACUGAAGAAUGUACGGGUAUUAAAGGCAACAUAACAUAUGGGUAUCAGUAUCUGAAGGAAGAAUGUGGUAAGGACCAACGAGAAUGGCUGUAUCCUGUUCAGACUAUUUGUCUUCUCUUCAUUCUGUCUGUCAUCGCUCUUGUUGUAUACAAGAAACGUUGGGCACUCAUCUAUCGCUGGUACUUGUUUCGUCUCAGACGGAAACGAUACAUUCCAAUUGGGGGAUGCAAUGAUGGCUAUCAGUUUGACGCGUUUCUGUCUUUUGCUGACGAAGACAGACCAUUCGUUGACAGAGUGUUAGAGGAGUUAGAGGGAAAUCCGGAGCUUAGACUUAACGUUUGCGUUCAUUUCAGAGACUUUAUUCCUGGAAAAUCUAUUUCAAGGAACAUUGUCUCGGCGAUUCAUUCCAGUAAGAAGACAAUUGUGUUCAUGUCACACGCCUAUCUUAAAAGUGAUUGGUGCAAAUACGAAUUGCGAAUGGCUAUCACAGAAGAAAGCCACAUGAAUCGUGAAGUUGUCAUAAUGACAGUGCUUGAAGAUAUUCCCCAAAAAGAACUUUCUCUGGAGGUCCUGCAGUAUUACAAGAAGAACAGUUACAUUAACAAACCUAACACGGAGGAAGAACUAAAACUGUAUUGGAAAAUAUUAGAAAAAUUGUUGUAAAUUCCUGACAUUUUUAUAUUAAGUAAGAUACUUUAAAACAUGUAAGCCUUACAUGUGUAAUGCCUGUAUAAAGUAUGUGCAAUUUGAGUUAUGAUGACAGAAAGAUAGAAAACCUUGGAGAGUUAAAAGCGUUGUAUGAUCUUUAAAUCCUACUACGCAUAUCUGCUUGUGUGAAAGAAGUACGAUUUACAAGAGCAUACCACAUAAAUUAAUAAAAUACCAAUAAAUUGAAUUUUUUUUAAAAAAGGAAAAAAAGUUCAAGUAGGAAAUUUUAAACAAGAAAAUAAUUUACGAAGGGAGAAUAAAUUUCCUUACACUACAAACUUCCGUCAUAUUUUACAAAAGCUGUUAGAACAGGAAAUAACAUAACCAUUAAUCAGUUGUAGUUUAAUUAUGAAAUUAAAAACCAAGUUCAAAAGUUAACUGCGAUAUGAACUUGAUGGGUCACACGAUCAAAUCAUAUGUGAAGCCCGAACAGCUUCUCAUACAUUAAGUUCAUAUCCCAAUGAACUUAAUAACAUAGCUGUUUAUUUCUUAUAUUUAAAUUUGAGAAAGGCAAAUAGU
Molecule: messenger RNA, 2655 nt
Organism: Magallana angulata
Lineage: Eukaryota; Metazoa; Mollusca; Bivalvia; Ostreida; Ostreidae
Product: toll-like receptor 4
Exons: 1
Coding region: 22-2091 (689 amino acids)
Biological process (GO): immune response; inflammatory response; toll-like receptor signaling pathway
Cellular component (GO): membrane
Molecular function (GO): transmembrane signaling receptor activity
Source: RefSeq, a predicted model, not a curated record